This is a messenger RNA of Exophiala spinifera, 1137 nucleotides long. RefSeq lists its product as uncharacterized. The record is from RefSeq and is a predicted model, not a curated record. Gene Ontology annotation, molecular function: polyubiquitin modification-dependent protein binding. Gene Ontology annotation, cellular component: VCP-NPL4-UFD1 AAA ATPase complex. The coding region runs from base 1 to 1137 and encodes 378 amino acids. Lineage: Eukaryota; Fungi; Ascomycota; Eurotiomycetes; Chaetothyriales; Herpotrichiellaceae. The transcript is spliced from 2 exons.
AUGGGCUUUCCAUCCUUCAUGCGCGGCGGACCUCCCCUCGGCAUGCCCGCGAGACGAUUCGAUGAAUACUAUCGUUGUUACCCCGUUAUAAUGAUGAAUGGACCCGACAGAAAGAACGUCAACUAUGGUGGCAAAGUCUUCUUACCGCCAUCGGCACUUGACAAGCUCACAAGAUUGCACAUUGCCUAUCCCAUGCUUUUCGAGUUGAUCAACGGCAACGCUGGCAAGACCACUCACGCCGGUGUUCUGGAAUUUAUCGCUGAAGAAGGAAGAAUCUAUCUACCACAAUGGCUUAUGCAGACUCUCGACCUCGACCCGGGCGACCUCCUCCAGAUCAGGUCAACCGACCUGCCCCCUGGCAAAUUCAUCAAACUCCAACCUCAAUCACCUGCUUUCCUUGACAUCUCCGAUCCUCGAGCAGUCCUUGAGAAUGCCUUUCGAAACUUCGCUUGCUUGACCAAGGGAGACAUAUUCACCUUUGAAUACAAUGAUCAAACGUACGAUAUCGCCGUGCUGGAGAUCAAGCCGGACACAGAUGCCCACGCGAUUGUGACCAUGGAGACCGACCUGGAAGUUGACUUUGCGACACCGGUCGGAUACGUUCCACCGGAACGAACCAGCGGAGCGAGCACACCUAGAAGUGGCAUCGGCAAACCUCGAGGCGGACCAGUCCACUUCCAGGGUACAAUGGCACAGUCGAUCAACUAUGAAAGCAUUGCGCCGGCCUCAACCACUGCGGCUGCGGGUGCCAAGGCCGUCUCAUCUCACUUCCUCUCGACCGGCCACAAGUUGAGUUCGAAGAAGGGUUCAAAGGCACCAACGCCUAAUCCAUCCACUCCGGUGGCAGGUGCAUCCACAAACUGGCCGAAACAACCAGUUCUACGUAAGACCAACGGACCUCAACCACUCAGACUACCUCCAGGGAAAUUGUUCUUUGGAUACCAAUUCAAACCUCUGCAGAAAAGAGACGAAAAUGGCGAGCCAGUAGCCGGCGAUGAAGUCAAGCCACACUUUCAAGGUCAGGGACAAACACUUCGAGCCAAGAAGAAGGCCGCAGGGACCGAUAGCGGGGCAGGCAGCGGUGUCAACAGCGAUGCUGAAGCCAAGCCUAAGGGGUCUGGCAGGGGACCUCGCUGA